Molecule: messenger RNA, 558 nt
Organism: Exophiala viscosa
Lineage: Eukaryota; Fungi; Ascomycota; Eurotiomycetes; Chaetothyriales; Herpotrichiellaceae
Exons: 1
Coding region: 115-483 (122 amino acids)
Source: RefSeq, a predicted model, not a curated record
GCACAAACACCCAGGCCUGAUCAUCGAAAUCGCUUCCUAUGAGACUCUUAAUCCCGUUCGUGAGAGACUGCAUUAUGCCACGACCGAGAAAGCGAGUCAAGGUCGCGGCGACCAAUGCCGAACCAGCCGAAUCAAUCAAUCAAUCCUACUCCCAUUGAGGAGCAUAUAAACAAUGUCAGUGCAGUCAAUGAAGUUCAAGCAGACGCUGUGAGUAAUGCCAGUAGUGCACCGAUCUUUGACGAUAUUGAAGCUGUUGACCCGGCACUUUUUGAUGAGGAAGAGGCUCCAGAUGACUUAAUUAGUCGCACAGCUGGACCAGGAGCCAAAAGUAAGGCAGUCCACAGCAUGAGCAGUGGAGGCUUCAAUGCACUUAAAUUGUACGAUGGCCAAAUAUACUCUGGCAUGGCGAUCGGUGGCUCUCACACCUGGAACUACGAUCAAGAAGAUGGCGGAGAGAAGAGGAAGAGGGAUGGCGACAGAUGAGCAAGACGUGCACGAUAUGGUAGUCUCCGAUGCCGCAUCCAGAGGUGAUGAUAUAUCUGCAGGCCAAGACACAAC